UAUAAAUCAAUCCAAAAGCAUCUCACUUCAGAGUAAACAGACGGAAUCAAAUUUGAGACACUUAACAAACAGUCCGGCGUUUGUCAUUCGCUUGCUCCACUUGGACUGCCAAGGCAAACUGCAUGGUGAUUUGUAAUAAUACCCCGGCUCUUAUUUGCUGUCUAAUUGGACUAUAUAAGACCAAUAACAGGCGAGCGCUUACACUCAAGGCAAGCAGUCAAGGGAGGGUGGACUUGCUUUCAAGCCUGUCCCCUCUAUCUUCCACCGCCUCUUAAUCCCAUUUGCCAUUGUAGGUGAACGGUAGCCCUGCACUCCUCGCGUCUAAUAUCGGUGACAUUUUUUUUUUCGUCAUUUGCAUCUGGCACUACGCUGGCGCACCACACGAUUUUUUACCGCGGAUCUUCGUAAGACCUGGAUACCGACCGAUGCUACUUUUUAAAGGUUUCUGUUUACCGUCCCGGGCGUCUCAUUAAUUAACAGAACAAUCGACGCUUAAAACGGCACUCAUUAAAGGAAGCGAAGUUAAAAGCCAUUUGUUUUUAUUUUUUCUUAGCCACGAUUUCUUUCCCUUAACUUCUGUUUUUUUGGUGUGAGCUAUCCGGGCGUUUAGUCGCAAUGCCAGAGACAGCGCAAGAAAACUGUGCUCCUACUAAAGACUCGCCCUUCUCCAUUAAGAAUCUGCUGAACUGUGACAGCAAAUCCAGCAAACCCAGACCCCUGCUGGCUGCAUCCAAGAGUGUUUUGGACGGCGGCUUCUCAUUCUCUAAGGUCGGAGAUCUGAGCUUUCCCCGUUUUGAGAUACCCACGCAGAGGUUCGCGCUGCCGGCCCAUUAUCUGGAGCGAGCGUCCGCGUGGUGGUACCCCUACUCCCUCAGCUCUUCGGGCCAUCUACACAGGACAGAAGUUAACGAAAAAGCGAGCGUGAGGGAAUCCUCUCCAGCCUCGGGUACCGAUCGGGAUUCGCCGGAUCUAGUGCUCAAAUCCGACCCCGACUCCAAAGAAGACGACGGCAGCAAAAGCGCGGAUGAAAUCGUGCUGGAAGAGAGCGAUCUGGAGGAACCAAAGAAAGACGACGGCACGGAUGACUGGAAGAACAGGGACGACAGUCCGGAUAAGAAACCAUGUAGGAAAAAGAAAACGCGCACGGUCUUUUCCAGGAGUCAGGUGUUCCAGCUGGAGUCUACGUUUGACAUGAAGCGCUACCUGAGCAGCUCGGAGAGGGCUGGAUUAGCAGCGUCCUUACACCUCACAGAGACUCAAGUAAAGAUCUGGUUCCAGAACAGAAGAAAUAAAUGGAAGAGGCAGCUGGCCGCAGAACUGGAGGCUGCAAAUCUGAGUCACGCAGCGGCGCAGAGGAUAGUGCGCGUGCCUAUUUUAUACCACGAGAACUCGGCCUCGGAAACGGGGAGCGCAGCGGGCAGCGUUCCAACGAGCCAGUCUCUGCUCACAUUCCCCCACCCCGUGUACUACUCACACCCUAUAGUUACCUCCGUACCGCUGCUUAGACCGGUGUGAGAACUACUCCUUUUACACCAACAAAGUGUAAUUUUAAAUUUAUUUAUAUAAUCGAAUAUUCGAAAUAUUAUUUUUAUAUAGGCUAUAUAAAAUGCUUACAUUUUUAAUAGGGGGAAACGGCGUUGACAUUGCAGCUUGUAUUUAUUUGACGUGUGAAAAAAAAAUCACUGCAGAUUCAAUGUUCACAAAUUGUGUCAUUAUUUUAUAUAUCGUUGUUACUAUCAUUAGACGUACUGAUGUCAUGGUGUACGAUAUCACCUACUGCCGUUGAGUAUUUUAUUUCGUUAAGUAGCCUAAGUGAGUGAAAUUUUUACGAUGCAGUUUAUAGAGUUUAAUAACUGUUGUACAGCCUGCAGCUAUCCGAAACGUUCUUUACUAGAGUGACACCUAAUCAGGAAGGCGUUUGCUGCCGCAGGAUUUACAUCGGUUUUCCUUUUCGGGGGAGUAGUAAAAUAUGUACGUUUAAAUGCGUUUUUAUAUAAAACAAAAAUACAGACUCUGUAAAAUUUGUUUGGUGUUUUAUGACUGCAUGGAUUUGUUUUGUAAAGGGAAUUGUUAUCGGUGGCAUUCUAAUAUGUGUGCAAUAUUUGGUAUGUUGAGGUCAUGCACAGCACUCGACGAGCAACGGUGACCCUUCUAGCCGUUAUCGUGAUUCAGACUUUAAAAGUAUUCUACUGUACAUAUUGAGACUAAUCAGAAAUAUAGAAACAGAAUGAAAGACCGAUAAUAAACGUAUUUGUUUUUUUAUUGUUAUUAUUAAAGCGCUUUAUAACUGGAGACAAUCAAUUUUCUUUUCCCUUUCCCCCCACUGUAUAAGCUGUAUAUAUUUUUGGUUUGAUGUACUCAAUCAUUUGGAAUUUACUUGAAUUCAGUCAGGAAAUUAUCUUGUAUUUCAUUUGUGGUUUAAUACUGACACUAGGUUAUCGGUAUAUAUAUAUAAGCGAGACAAGGGGAAGAAGUUUUAAUUGACUUACCGUUCCCUUUGUAAAUGCCGCGACAUUUUGAUAGUGUACUGCUGAAUUAAGUUGUGAAAUAAACUGUUAACAUUCCAUACUCCGUUUAUGCUUGUUAAUUCUGUGGCUGACGGUUUGUCCUAUGUACGGGAUGUUAGGUUUUAAAGAUGACAGCCACCUGUUCCUUUCACGGUGAUAUCUAGACACCUGAAAGAUUUCCCGUCUUUUACGAAGCAGAUUUACGGCACCUAGAUUUAGGAUAUGAAAUCAGAAUGGAGAAGGGUCAUAAACUUUCUUUAAAACUGUAAUUAGAGAUGGUAUAUGGGUCAAUAACAACAACAACAGCAAUAAUAAUAAUAAUAAUAAUAAUAAUAAUAAUAAUACAUAUGAGAAUGUUACUUGUUUCUUUGUCAUUUAAUCAGUCAUUAUGCGUGUCCUUCUUAAGACGUUUGGUAACGUAGGCCUGUAGUACCGUGCUGGUGAUUUACCUAUAGUAAUCUCGGACUUCAAACUGCAUCUGUCACGUCUUCUCAGUCCGACAACAUUAAAAGUAUGAUGAAAUCUGAAUUGUUUUUAAAGCCAGCUGUUUGUCCGUAAAUACCACCGGCAUUUUCGAUUUUGCCUUGUUAUUUAUUGCCAUACUGUACGGAGUUAUUCAUCUUCAGGAUGGUUUAUGGCACUCAAUACAUUUUGUAUCCAUCGCGGAAUAUUUUUAAACCUUAAUUUUCUUACGGUUACCUACAUGGAUUUUAUAGAACUUUUCAAAUCCAAUCGCAAUAGCUACGCAUUUUUAAUAAUUUGCUCCUCGUUUUUUGUAUUAUAUGGAUUGACCUUAUAGACUCAUUUAAACAGUGUAUAUUACAUGUAUGUAAAGAGCUCCGUUCGUACUUCAUUCUUUUCCGAGAUGUAGGGUAAGGAGCUCGCUCAGUUAAAAAAUAUAAAUAAGUAAACCCCAAUUUAUUUUCAGUUUUGUAGCCUGUAUUAAUUAAACACAGUAUUGUGGUGUCAAUUAUUCGUUUUCAUUAACAGCAGAAUUUAAACUCUAGCUUCGACAGGGCCUGGUUCAGAAUUUAGAAUUACAUAGACAUGCAGCCUAAUCGCUCUAGGUCUUCCUACCCUUGCAUAAAGUUUCUGGUAAACAUAAAUGUUUAAUAUGCACACCAAGUUCCAUGUAUUCAAAAUGCCUUUAUAAUCUAAAAGGCCAAGAAUAGCAUAUCUAUUAACGUUAAGUUACGAUUUAAUGAAGAUAAAAUAUACAAUUUUAAUAUAUAAGGCUACAAUGGCAGUUCUUUCACAUUAAUUUAAAAUAUAGAUCACGAAAUUCACUCAGCGUAAAACAGAGCCUUGAAAAAUAUUUCUAAAAAUAGUUUCUAAAAAUUACCCCAGUUUGACGAGGUUGAUGUUGUAAAGUAACAACAAGAUGUAUCGUUGUUUUUAAAUACUGGAUCACCAGAUCAUUCAUUUUUUUACUUUUGAGUGACCUGUUUUAAAAGAAAUAUGUAAUACGCUUAUAUAGGGCAAUAAACCACAUUAACACAUAUUGCAGAAAUGAUUACAGAAACUAUGGGUUUUACGUAGCGACCUGAAUUCAGAAUUAAAACACGCUAGAUGUAAAACGUUUUUCACCAUUGUAUAAUAGAUAAAUAAAUUAGAUGGUAAGUAUGAGGAUAAUAAUGAUUAUCACGACUGUAAUAAACAUUAUUCAUUUAUAUUUUCAUACAUUUUGAUGACGUGCACGAAACCGCAAUGUGUAAGAACUAACGAAAUUAGGAAAGAUGUAACCUACUAUAUAAAGUCAGAAUAACAAGACUCAUUCAACUAAUGUCGUGAUAAUAAUUUAAUGUAUUGAGAUAUUAUACCAGGCAAGCCCAACGCGACCCCAUUAAAGCGCAUUAAUAGAUUGGUAAAACAUUAUGCUUCAGCUGGUAUCGAUCGAAAAACGGUGGGGGAACAUUGUUUUCACAUGAAAGCCAUUGUCCAAGUUUCAGCAGCGAUCGUGACCUUGAUGUGUUUGAAUACGUUUUAAUAAGUUUUCACUCUUUUCUGUAAUUCCAGUUUUUUUUCCUAUCAAAAUAUUCGGAGAACUGAAAUGAAUAACAUAAGCGAGAACUUGAAAGGCAAGUUCAUAGUUUUAAAUAGACCGCAUCAUUAAAUUAGAUUACCGGGCUCAAGUGGGCGACAGCAUCAAUUAUUUAGUUUUAACUCAGUUACCGCCAUGUCCCCAAUACUGUCAAAUCUCUUUCUCAGAAGCCAUUCACAUACGCAAUCAUACACUGAGAAUUUUAAAAGUAUAGGCCUACGUCACUACUUUUAUGUAACUGUACACGGGCUACAUUAAUGCACAGACCUCUUUUACCAGUUAAUUGGCAGUUAUUGUAGGUUACCACGUACAUAAAAUAAUAGUGUGUUUCCCACAGUGAGUAAUUUCUGCAUUGCAGGUAUAGGUCCGUGUGCAACAUUCAAAUCCCUUUAUUUCAAAGCUUUAAAUAAGUUUGCUUGACUUUAUAUUAGCCUGGAACGCUGUCGAUUUAAACCUAAAUUAUUUAGCCUACCAAUUCAAAUAGCUCAAUGUGAGAAAUUUGCGGUGUUUUCGGAAAUAAAAGUUCGCAAGUGACUGAGUUAAACCAUCAGAUUUUCAUCAAAGUUCUAUUAAGUGAAACAUAGGUUGUGGGGCAUUCUCUGAUUGAAACAGUUUAAAUUUUAAUUGUGUUUUUAAUUUGACAUACAGUUGCAGAAAAGAAUGACACCGCGACACCAAAGGGCGGUCGAUUUCCCGCGUCUCUCCCAUAGGAAUUGAUGAGUCUAUAAGGGCGGUGGAUUGGAAACCCAUUAAAGCUCAGUGGUUUAGUUGUUAAUUGGAACGUGAUGGAUAGAAGCCCUUGGAUGGGUUAGCCUGAUUCAAUCUGUAUAGCUUUCUGUUUCCAAUAAAUUACCCAAUUCAUUUCCAACCACAGAUUACAUAAACUGUAAAUUGUGUAC
Messenger RNA from Paramormyrops kingsleyae, 5447 nucleotides. It is a transcript of the gene hmx3b, whose product is annotated as H6 family homeobox 3b. The record is from RefSeq and is a predicted model, not a curated record. Gene Ontology annotation, cellular component: nucleus. Gene Ontology annotation, biological process: regulation of transcription by RNA polymerase II. NCBI's taxonomy places the organism in Eukaryota, Metazoa, Chordata, Actinopteri, Osteoglossiformes, Mormyridae. Gene Ontology annotation, molecular function: DNA-binding transcription factor activity, RNA polymerase II-specific; RNA polymerase II transcription regulatory region sequence-specific DNA binding.